Molecule: messenger RNA, 1857 nt
Organism: Fusarium mangiferae
Lineage: Eukaryota; Fungi; Ascomycota; Sordariomycetes; Hypocreales; Nectriaceae
Product: related to monooxygenase
Exons: 4
Coding region: 1-1857 (618 amino acids)
Source: RefSeq, a predicted model, not a curated record
AUGCCUAACGCUCUUGGUGACAAUGGCGGCAAAUUGCCGAGCUUCCUUUCUAACGGCAACUUUGCCAGCAAUACCUCAUUCCCAACCAAGGAAGCACAUCAUAACACCAGUGGGAAAGAAACAUCACAGCCAACGGUCAAGCAUGUUCCUAAACCCUGGGUCUCACAACGAUGUACAAAUCAGGCUCGUCCACUCAAGGUCAUCUACAUUGGUGCCGGGAUUUCCGGCAUCUGCGGUGCCAUUGAGUUCAGAAAGAAAGUCCCUAAUCUGGAGCUUGUCAUCUAUGAGAAGAAUCCUGAGCUCGGCGGGACAUGGUAUGAGAAUAGAUAUCCUGGUUGUGCUUGUGACGUCCCUGCACACGCAUACCAGUUGACCUCCGAGUCCUCCCCUCGGUGGACUUCCUUUUUUGCCUCUGCACCUGAAAUCCUUCAGUAUUGGAAAGAUGUUGCCACUAAAUAUGAUAUCAGGAAGCACAUGAGGUUCCAACAGAAGUGUACUGGUGCUCGGUGGAGCGAGACCACCAAUAAGUGGUUUGUCCAGCUCAAAGACUUGACGACAGGUCUUGAGUAUGAAGACUCCGCCGAUGUGCUUGUUACAGGCGAAGGCGUUUUGAAUGAGUGGAAAUGGCCUGAUAUCAAUGGUAUCAAGUCUUUUCAGGGCCAGCUCCUUCAUAGUGCAAACUGGGAUGCCAACGUUGAUCUCAAGGAUAAGUCAGUCGCUGUUAUUGGAAACGGCAGUAGUGGACUCCAGAUUGUCCCCGCAAUACUACCUGAUGUCAAGCACAUGGAUCACUACAUACGCGGCAAAUCCUGGAUCGUCGGUCUCUUUGGAGAUCCAGAGACGAGACAGCGUAUCAAAGAAGCGGGAGGUAACUUCCAGUACUCCUCAGAUGAGAUUCAAAACUGGGAGACAGAUCGAGAGGCAUAUCUGAAGUACAGACGCUCCAUCGAGCACAACAUCAACAAGAACUUUGGUGUUCUCUUCAGCGGGACCCCACAACAGACUAACCUUCGGCUUCUAGCUCAGGAGUCCAUGAACCAAAGACUCAAGGAGAGACCUGACAUCUAUGAGCACCUUCAACCUGACUUCUCUCCUUAUUGCAAGCGCAUGUCACCUGGACCAGGAUACCUUGAGGCCCUGGCAUCUCCAAAGGUUGACACCAUAACCUCUGGCAUCACCAAGAUUGAUGAGACAGGAAUCUUCACUGCAGAUGGUCAACACCAUCCGGUCGAUGCAAUUAUCUGCGCGACGGGCUUCCAAACCUCACCCGCCAGCCGAAGCUUUCCCAUUUAUGGUGUUGGUGGAGUAAACUUACGUGAGCGCUUCCAAAAACGCCCAGAGACAUACCUGAGCGUCUGCACAGAUGGUUUCCCCAACUUCUUCCAAUCAAUGGGUCCCAAUUCGAUGCCUGGUGCAGGCAGUCUCUUGCUUGUGAUCGAGAAGACAAAUACCUACAUCGCCAAGAUCCUAGCUCGAAUGGCAUAUGACAACAUCGCGCGCAUUGAGCCAAAGCGAAAUAUGGUUCAAGCGUUCACCGAUUACUGCGAUAACUUCUUCAAACAAACUGUCUUCGCAGAGGAGUGCAAUUCUUGGUACAAGACAUACGAGACUGGUGCUUCGCGUGAGGAGCAGAAGCGUGGACGGAUCACGGCACUGUGGCCAGGUAGCAGUUUGCACUGCGUGCGGACUUUGAGUCGUCCUCGGUGGGAAGACUUUGAGUACAAGUAUUGUGAUGAUAAUGAGUUUGGGUGGUUUGGAAAUGGAUGGACGCUGGCGGAGAAAUUUGUUACCGAUGAGUUGGAGUCCUUGACGUGGUACCUAAAUGACACCAAUGUCAUGGAGAAGAUAGUGGCAUAA